This is a messenger RNA of Anopheles stephensi (Asian malaria mosquito), 1608 nucleotides long. RefSeq lists its product as uncharacterized. Lineage: Eukaryota; Metazoa; Arthropoda; Insecta; Diptera; Culicidae. The record is from RefSeq and is a predicted model, not a curated record. The transcript has a single exon. Bases 364 to 1146 code for a protein of 260 amino acids.
UUUGAAUGUAUUUGAGCUGAAUUUGAUGUAUGAUUCUCCUUGAGAAAUCCUUGAGAAGAUCUCCCUCGAUCGUCAUUGAAAGGUUUCGCAAGACUGCCCGAUUUCGAGAAAGGAGCGAUGUCGUAACUUGGACUAAUUCAAUGACCUAAUUCAAAUGAAUCUCAGUCAGCAACCGCUCGAACAACGGCGAUAGUUUCUGUUUCUAAAACCAGCGUGACAUUCAGCCUUAGGGAACCAUGGGAUGAGAGCGCGCGCACGAGUGAAAGGUGCCAAAAGUCAUCGCCUGUAACGAAAUUAAUUAGAUCAAUCUCACAACGUUUGCCCCGAAAAAACACAAACCUUCCUCUAUUGAGAGCUAGAAUCAUGCACCAUCCGCUCCGAGAGGGACAGUUUACGUUCAGAAUUCCAACCAUGAACUACUUACGCUCGUGGUGGCUUUUAGUCUCCACCUUAGUGCUAGGAUCUGGCCUCGAGUCCCAGAAUGCAACAUACCACAACGGAACGCUCGGGGGUGGUGCAGAAGACGAAGGACGUCUAUUGAUCCGUGGUAAACCGAUCCUCAUCUAUCCACCGACGGCUCCCACUCGACAUCAGCUGAUCGUGGGUUUCGGUGUGCCGGUACAGGAAAUUCUACACUCGGUCGUGUUCGGUUGGGUACUGAAGGCUCAGUACUAUCUGCCCAGCGUGCCAGGGAACUACGAACCGAUCAAUUUAGAAAACUGGAACGAAAGUCGUCGUGCGUUUCCGGAUCGUGCGCGUCGUUCGGUGGAACGGUACGAGGUGGAUAAUGUGCGUAUCCGCGUCGAACCACUGGCCACCGUGGAGCGGGAUGUGCUAGACGAGGACGAGCAAGAUUAUUACAGUGAACUGUUGGACAACGAGAUUGGUGCUGAUCCGCAUGUGAAGGAAACGCUGGAAAAGGACCCCCCGAGAGUGGAGGAACAAGGCACAGCUAACGAAUAUCCGGAUGGUUACAACGUUCCCAAUGCCAGGUGGAACGUUUAUAAAGCUGUUGAGGGGCUUAGCAGUGGAUACGGGUUCGGUGGUAGGGCUUGCAUGUUGCGGAGCAUUUGUGAGGCAGCGGAGACACAGUUUACACACACGGGAGGCGUUUUUGCGGAGCUGCUGCAUAUAAUGCUGAGGUAAGUGGUAGUGUAUAGAUCAAUCAAAAUGUGUAAGAGAUGUGGAAGUUCUUAGGUGCUCAAACAACAGCGUUAUGAAGAUAGGGGGGGACCUUCUAAAUACCUGACGAAGUUGUAAACUGAAGCUGAACCCAAAAGAAUCUUCAGAAUUGAUUUGUUUAGUUAUCUCCAACCGUGUCUUGUUUAGCUAUGAACAGAGUGGGCAAGCGCCAGGGACCUCGCCUAGGAAAUCUCGUAUACGGGGCCUUAUCCUUGGGAUCCUCACAUUAACAAGUCUCGUCCAAAUUCGAGGUCUAGAUCUAGAGGGACCACAGAUAUAACGAGCAUCUCUUUUUUUCCCUGCGAUAGGCACCUAUAGGGACUACGAUGCAAUGGCAUCCCUCCAUAGGGUUUCACUAGAUCUCAUUUUACCCUUUCACCAUUGGCCUCCGAAAAGUCUGGCCACACAAGAUCUUCCUCUGUAAAG